GAUUUAACUUUAGGUACACUGAAGAGAUCUCUUUACUGUUUGUUCUCUCAGUUUUGGAAGAUACUUGAUGUGGGACAAGCUUGGGUUGCGUUUACUGAAGUUACUGCUGCUAGUAAUGCUGUUCGUCAGAUGCAGAAUUUCCCCUUCUAUGAUAAGGCAAUGCGCAUACAAUAUGCAAAAGCGAAGUCAGAUUGUAUAACUAAAGCUGAAGGACCUUCGUUCCGAAAGAUAAGAAAAGGAAGCACUAAGAGAAAG
Molecule: messenger RNA, 255 nt
Organism: Thlaspi arvense
Lineage: Eukaryota; Viridiplantae; Streptophyta; Magnoliopsida; Brassicales; Brassicaceae
Source: the annotation of a GenBank genome assembly